Messenger RNA from Alternaria burnsii, 675 nucleotides. RefSeq lists its product as uncharacterized. The coding region runs from base 1 to 675 and encodes 224 amino acids. The transcript has a single exon. Lineage: Eukaryota; Fungi; Ascomycota; Dothideomycetes; Pleosporales; Pleosporaceae. The record is from RefSeq and is a predicted model, not a curated record.
AUGCUUUGGCAUGGUCGCUCUAAUUAUGACAACGGGUUGGAACGAUAUUACACCAAGAAGCCGAAGAAGUGGCGUGCCCCAUCUUGGUCAUGGGCAUCGAUUGAGGGUCCAAUCGCAUUCUACAGACCCUACAAUGUUGAGACAUUGGAAGGAGGCACAAAUAGCCCGAGAUGUAGGGUUGAAAUCAUCUCGGCUGAGUGUUCACCAUCAUCACUCGACCCGACGGGUACAGUUGCAACCGGAAGUCUCGUGAUCAAAGGUAGCGGGCACCUUACCCGCCUCAAGCAUGCGGAGGACUGUACAGGGCAUGGUACCCAACACUACACAGUUGUGCCUACAGGCCUGAAAUCGUUUUCUCGUCAUUCAAACUUCACUGUCGAUGGGGAGGAAGCUGAAGUUGAUUAUGACCUUAUCGAACAAGGAUUGAUGGAGGAAAAUUCCGAUAUGAGCAUAUAUCGCUUAUAUAUAGGUGGCAGGUCCCAUGCUCAGCGUGUUUUCAGGCUUUCUGAAGGAGAUUACAUCUCAGCCUCGUUUUUUAGAACGUGGUGCCUCCUGUUACAUUGCGUCAAUGGCAACAUCUUCAAAAGAGUAGGAUUUCUAGUACAUGACCAUUACAAUGGCGAUGAAACGAGCAUUUGGAACAACUUAGAGGACUGCAUGAUCACAAUCAUAUGA